Messenger RNA from Pseudomyrmex gracilis, 3387 nucleotides. Its product is annotated as WD repeat-containing protein 44. Bases 204 to 3203 code for a protein of 999 amino acids. The transcript has 6 exons. NCBI's taxonomy places the organism in Eukaryota, Metazoa, Arthropoda, Insecta, Hymenoptera, Formicidae. The record is from RefSeq and is a predicted model, not a curated record. Gene Ontology annotation, molecular function: protein binding.
UGCACUUGCCGAGUGCAUUUGCGGUAAGGUGUAAAGUGUUGCAAACGUCGUUGGAAGUCGAAACAUGACUUGGUGCAGUUUGGGAUCGCGUAAUUGCUCCUGUCCAGUUCUCCCGUUUGCGGACGAGGGACGUGCGUGACGUGCGACGACGACAUCGAUGCGAGAACGAGGGUGUCCUUGCGGAUCAGCUAUCGCGGACGACGAUGUCGGGUAGUAGCGAUUCUGAUGAGUUCUUCGACGCGGAGGAUGAUUCGUUCCAUCGUGCGUCACGAAAAGGUAAAUCACGCGAAUCUCCAAACACAGAACUGCAAAAUGAAAAAUCACCUGAAGUUUGUAAGCAGCCAGAUGAUCAUGUUUUCUUAAAACCUGCUGAACCUAAAUCAGUUAUAGAAUCAAAAGGAUCUAUAGACUAUAGACAGAAAGAAGAUGAUAGCAGAGAAUCAACUACAGAUAAAAUUGUCGGAAGGAAAAAGUUUCGUGAACUACGGCAACGUAUGCAAACGGAAGAUGAUGACAUUCCGAUUAAUAGUUCCCCUCCGGAUAGUCAGACCUCUUCCAUCGAGGGUGUUUAUCCCACCCCUUCAAAAACAACCCAUCCAUUCAGAAUUAUAGAGCAUGACACUCUUAGUUUACAAAGUAUGACCUCUUUAGGACGAGUGGGCCGAAUUUUGGCAGGAGUCACAGACAACGCCUCUGGCAUACUUGUACCUGGUAUAUCCCAGUGUCCUCCUUCUGCCGCCCUUACUCGUGAGGGUCAGAUGUCCUCCAUUGCUAGUAUACCAAGCAAAGAUGAGGACACAACCUCUGGUAAGGUGUCCCAGUCUUCCAGUAUCCUUACGUUAUCAGGGGAUGUCUUGCAAGACUCCUCUGUUAACAAUAGAUCCAAUUAUGUGUCUCGCUCACAAAGUGACAAGAUUGUUAUGCUUCAAGAACCUGAUGUCAUCGCUAGUACAAAGAAUAAUGGAAAACUAGCGGAAGAUGCGUCUGGUGUACCGGUAGCUCCUCCGCGUCGUAAAAAGAAAACGAAGGCUCACACACCUGGCGACCUCGCUCCUUCCGCAGAGGCACUUGUACCUGCAUCGCCACUUCCGAGUCCAGCAAGUACCAUAGAAUCGAUCACAAGAGAAUUUGAACACUCUCUUGACAUCCGAUCCGCGAUAAAAGGACAAUAUGUUGUCAAACCACAAGAUGAGGACAAAUUGAAAGCCGAAGGGCCAUCGACUGAGGAACUGGAGCGAGUAGAAAGAAUGAAAGCAGAAUUGCUUGGUCGUUCUAGUGAAAAAUCAAACAGUCCAUUAGGAUCAGGCUCUAGCAAUAGUAUCGGCCGUUAUUCUUUAGGUCCACAUAAGAUAUCGGGCAUGAGUCCACUAGGUUCCAAAGAAAGACGCAAAUCCGCUGGCGAUCAAGAUAUGAUACAGCAAUUAAAUUUGUUCGUACGAACUAGAACGGAUUCCGGCAAGCGUCUUACUGAUAUGGAAAUCUUGGAACAAGUGCCUGUAACAAACUUAGAUACAGGAGAACAGGUGCCAUUAAGUAUAGCGGAAGAUAAAUUACCACAGUGUAUUAAUCCUUUGUCACUGCACAUUAUGAGGCUUACUAAAGCUAAAUACAUAAGUAAUUCUAGUCUUGAGAAAGAAAAGGAAAGCGAUGAAGAAAGUGUGGACAGUAAGAUGUCCAGUAUACCUCCGGAUGAAGAUGCAUCUGUAGAUAGAGUUCGCAAGAAAACGCAAAAGCUGAAGCGAUUCCUAGGAUCCACCGUGAAAAAGACAAUGGACAAGGCUAAAUCCAUUGCACAAGAGGUGUCGCAUGCAAGACACAAGGAAGACGUCAUGGAUAUAGUAGACGAAGUUUAUCCCGGUGAACAACAAUACAUAAAACUGAAAGCAUCAAAUAGCCACAAAGGUCCAUACGAGUUCAGUUGUCUGCAGCAUGUUCAAGAUCUGAGUGGAGAACACGUAGGUCCUGUCUGGUGCAUGAAAUUUUCCGCUUGCGGCCGACUGUUAGCCACCGCGGGACAAGAUCGAGUCUUGAGGAUUUGGGUUUUGCGAGAUGCUUUCACGUAUUUUCAAGACAUGCGAACGAAAUACAAUGCGGAAAAAGUUAGUCCUACUCCCUCCCAAGAGUCGUUGGUUUCGCAGCAGUCCAUGGAAGAUCCUAACGUUGUGGCUAGUGCCUUCAGCGAGAUAGAAGGAACGAAAAGCCCGUUCAUGCCAAAGCCAUUUUGUAUAUAUACCGGUCAUACCUCGGAUUUGCUCGAUGUUUCGUGGUCGAAGAAUUAUUUCGUUUUGUCCUCCUCGAUGGAUAAAACCGUACGAUUGUGGCAUAUAUCGCGCAAGGAGUGCUUAUGUUGCUUUCAACAUAUCGACUUCGUCACUGCUAUAGUAUUUCAUCCGCGGGACGACCGGUAUUUUCUCUCAGGAUCGCUGGACGGUAAAUUGCGCCUGUGGAAUAUUCCGGACAAGAAAGUUGCUGUGUGGAACGAAGUGGAUGGGCAGACCAAGCUGAUCACCGCGGCAAACUUCUGUCAAAAUGGAAAAUUUGCAGUUGUAGGAUCGUACGACGGCAGAUGCAUAUUUUACAACACCGAUCAAUUGAAAUAUCAUACGCAGAUACACGUUAGAUCGACAAGAGGGAAAAACUCGACCGGCCGUAAAAUUAGUGGAAUUGAACCUAUGCCGGGAGAAGACAAAAUUCUAGUUACAUCAAACGACAGUCGCAUUCGGUUGUACGAUCUGAGAGAUCUAAAUCUAUCCUGCAAGUACAAGGGCUACGUAAACAUCAGUAGUCAAAUUAAAGCAAGUUUCAGCCCUGACGGACAGUAUAUAGUUAGUGGUUCCGAAAAUCAAUGCAUUUAUAUUUGGAAGACACAUCACGAUUAUUCCAAGUUUUCUAGCGUGCGUAGAGAUCGCAAUGAUUUCUGGGAAGGCAUAAAAGCCCACAAUGCUGUAGUAACGUGUGCCGUAUUCGCACCAAAUCCAGAUAGUAUUAUUAAACAAAUCGAAGCGAGGGAACAGUGGGAGAACAAAGAGGAGCCGAGGGAUGUGGACAGUGUGGGUGUUCCUGUUGAUCCUGUUGUUGAGCAACGCACUAAAGGUUGUGGAGGCCAUGUUCUUGUAAGCGCCGAUUUCAAUGGGUGUAUAAAAGUUUUUUUAAACAAAACAAAACCUAAACAUAGUUCCCUACCAGCAUCUGCACUCGCGUAAUAACAAAAAAUAAUAUAUAAAUUACAUAUAAAUUUAUAUAUAUACACUAUAGAUAAUGGAAAUAACAAAAAAUAUACCGCAAAGUUUCACUAAACGCUCACUUUGAUUAAGAAAUAUUGAAAACAAAAGAAAGCAACUAAUUUUUUAACGGUAUAUAUUCUUUAUAUUACAUUUAUAUGUAAGA